Scheffersomyces amazonensis is the source of this 2915-nucleotide messenger RNA. RefSeq names its product cleavage polyadenylation factor subunit. Gene Ontology annotation, biological process: mRNA 3'-end processing by stem-loop binding and cleavage. Gene Ontology annotation, cellular component: mRNA cleavage and polyadenylation specificity factor complex. The transcript has a single exon. NCBI's taxonomy places the organism in Eukaryota, Fungi, Ascomycota, Pichiomycetes, Serinales, Debaryomycetaceae. Gene Ontology annotation, molecular function: RNA binding. The coding region runs from base 19 to 2853 and encodes 944 amino acids. The record is from RefSeq and is a predicted model, not a curated record.
UAUAAUUAUGGUCGGAAUAUGUUCACGUUUUCAUUAAUUACUCCGUCGGAAAACGAUGUAUCGUUUAAAGCCGGACUCUUAAAUUUUGAUAAUGAAUUUAAAUUAUUGGCUGAUCCAUCAUGGAAUGGGAAAGAUGCUAAUUCCGUAAUGUUCAUUGAACAAACUUUAAGUGAAAUUAAUGGUAUAAUAUUAUCUCAUUCAACUCCAGAAUUUCUUGGAGGUUAUGUAUUAUUAUGGAUUAAAUUUGCUCCAUUAAUGAGUAAUAUUCCAGUAUAUUCUACUUUACCAGUUAAUCAACUUGGACGAAUAUCAACAGUUGAAUAUUAUAGAUCAAAUGGUAUAUUAGGACCAUUAAAGGAUGCAUUAAUAGAAAUUGAAGAAAUAGAUGAAUUCUUUGAUAAAAUUAAUAUUAUAAAAUAUUUACAAUCAAUUACUUUAUUUGAUGGGAAAAUAAUUAUGACAGCUUAUAAUUCAGGACAUACAUUAGGUGGAACAUUUUGGUUAAUUAAUAAAAGAAUUGAUAAAAUUAUUUAUGCUCCAGCUUGGAAUCAUUCUCGUGAUUCAUUUUUAAAUAGUGCUGCAUUUUUAUCAUCUUCAAAUGGUAAUCCAAUAUCUCUGUUAUUACGUCCAACAGCUUUUAUAACUGGUACAGAUAUGGGUUCAACUAUGUCUCAUAAAAGAAGAACUGAUAAAUUCUUAGAAUUAGUUGAUGCAACAGUUGCAAAUGGUGGAGCAGUAAUUAUUCCAACUUCUCUUUCAGGUAGAUUUUUAGAAGUAUUUCAUUUAAUUGAUGAACAUUUACAAGGAGCUCCAAUUCCAGUUUAUUUCUUAUCAUAUUCUGGUACAAAAGUUUUAAGUUAUGCAUCAAGUUUAUUAGAUUGGAUGACUCCUUCAUUAUCAAAAAAUUGGAAUGAUUCUGAUAAAAAUGGUCAUUUUAGAAGUAUGCCAUUUGAUCCAUCAAAAGUUGAUUUAUUAUUAGAUCCAAAUGAAUUAAUUCAAUUACUGGGUCCAAAAAUUGUAUUUUGUUCAGGAAUUGAUCUUCGAAAUGGUGAUUUAUCUUCUGAAGCUUUUCAAUAUUUAUGUCAAGAUGAAAAAAGUACUAUAUUACUUACAGAAAAAUCUUUAUUUGCAUCAGAUAAAACUUUAAAUUCUUUAUUAUAUACAGAAUGGUAUAAUUUAACUAAAGGUAGAAUGGGUGGUAAAGUUGAAGAUGGAGUUGCAGUACCAUUAGAAAGAAUAUUUUCAAUUGAUGAUUGGACUAGAGAAGAAAUAUUAGUAGGAUCAGAUCUUUCUGAAUUUCAACAAAAAAUUAAUGAUCAUAGAAAGGAAAAAUUACUUGCUAAAGUUCGAGAUAAAAAGACUCAAAAUUUAUUAAAUUCUGAUAUUGUAGAUGCAGAAGAUUCAUCUGAUGAUGAAGAAGAAAAUGGUGCUAUUUCAUCUGAUGAUGAAAAAGAUAUUAAUAAAGAUGCUAAUCCAAUUCUUUUAUCUACUAAUGGACAUGUAGGAACAAAAGAAAUUGAUGAAUUAGCUGAUCAUGAAGCAUUUGUUACUGAUUAUAUAAAGGAAAGUCUUGAAGAGAAAAGGCCAUUGGAUUUACGUAUAACUCAUAGAUUAAAACCUCGUCAAGCCAUGUUCCCAUAUUUUCCAAAUUUACAUAAACAAAAAUUUGAUGAUUAUGGUGAAGUUAUUGAUGCAAAAGAUUUUCAAAAACAAGAUGAAAUUUCAAAUUCCAAAAUUAUUAUGGAAGGUAAGAAAAAAUUCGAAAGAAAUGAAAAAAGAGAUAGAGAUAAUGAUAAAAAGCAAAAGAAGACUCAAAUUAAUAAAUUAACCCCUCAAGAACAAUUAAAUAAUGAAAUAUAUCAAAAAUACUUGGAUACAUUACAUGAACCAAAAAAGAGAGUAAAAUUUGGAGCCAGUGGUUCUGCAUAUGCAUCUCAAACUCAACAAUUGAGAGUAAGAUGUGUAUUAUCAUUUAUUGAUUUAUCAGGUUUAGUUGAUCUUCGUUCAUUGGGUAUUAUUGUAUCAUCAUUAAAACCAUAUAAUUUAUUAUUAUUACCUGAUUCAACCAAUGUAAAUUUAAAUGAUGAACUGAAUGGACUUCAUUUAGUGGAAUCAUAUUUUGAAAAACAACAGACAGAACAAAAGAUUGAAGAUAAUAAAAAGAAUUUAUUUAAUUCUUCUAGAUAUCUUUCAUUAGAAAAUAUAAGAAGUGGAUUAUCAAGUGUAUCGACUCAUAAAGGUAGUAGUAAGAUGAAAGUAACCCCAAUUUCAUAUAAUGAAUCAUCUAAAAUUGGAGGAGAUGUAGAUGCAGGAGCUAUUGGAUUAAGUAAUUUUGAAGUUAAUCUUGAUGAUAGUAUAAUUACUGAAUUAAAUUGGCAAACUAUUGGGGGAAGUUAUCGAGUUGCUCAAGUUUAUGGUGAAUUAGAAAUUCAAAAUCAAAGUAUAGAUAAUGAUAAUUCAGAUAAUAGAAAAAGAACAAUAAGUGAUAUAAUUAAUUCAGCAACACAAUUUACAUUAAAGAAAGUUAAACAAGAAGACUUUUUAAAGCAACAGCUUAAUUUAACAGAAAAAUUUGAAAAUUCUCCUUUAAAAUCAGUCAAUACUAAUGGACCUAAAUUAGCUAUAGGUAAUAUUCAACUUCCUGAUUUGAAAAAGAAACUUCAGGGCCUUAAUUUAAAUGCAGAAUUUAAAGCAGAAGGAACUUUAGUAGUUAAUGAUACAAUUGCUAUUAAAAAAGUUCCUUAUAGUUCAGUAGAUGGUGAUGAUACUGGUGAUAUAUCCAUUGAAGGUAGUAUAGGUCCAUUGUAUUAUGAAGUUAAAAAUUGUAUUAAAGAAAUGCUUGCAUAUGUAUAAAUAUCUAUAAUUAGUAAUUUAUUUAUUAUUAUUAUUAUUAUUAUUAUUAUUAUUAUUAUUAU